CGACGGUGAAAUUCAACAUGGCGGCUAAAAGAGGAGCGAAGUCAUCUGAAGUGUACUGUCCGUGAAACGGAAUAAAUAAAUUUGUUCUAAACGAAAUAUAUAAAUAACAUGGUUGGUCCAAAAACAUCUCUGUUUAUUCAAGUAGUUGCAGCUGCAAGUAUUGGCGGGGCCAUUGGAUUUUAUAUCCAGCAUAGAGUUUGGUCCGUUGAAAAGGUGGGGAACAGUCUGUAAUUUUUAUAUAAGACUAUGAAUAAAUAAAACUAUAUACAUAAGCGUACGAGAUGGGCAGAGGAGUGCGGCAGCUUCCCUCCAUGUAAAUGUAAAGUAAGUUAUAAAUAUAGUAUAUAAUAUAACUUUAUACUAAAGAUAUAAAUAGUCGAAAAUGCACGAAAUAUGCAGUAAGGUCAGAAAUUUUAAGCAUUUCAAAAUGUUUUGGCUGUGUGUAAUUAACAAUGUUCUGACCCUUCUGGCUUUAUAGGUGCUCACUCUAAUUCUAUAAAACCCUUGGACUGCUAUAUUAAAGCAGACAUAGUCAGACUGACUGGAAAGUUUGGAAAUUGUGCAUUGAAUUAAAAAAAAGAGAGUUUGGAAAUUGUGCAUUGAAUUAAAAAAAAAGAGAGUUUGGAAAUUGUGCAUUGAAUUAAAAAAAAAGAGAUUUCCAGGAGAUUUUCAUUAUUGUUAUGCACAUUGUUGAAUCAUAAUUAUGUAGGCUACGGUGUAGACCCCAGCAGAAACAUGUUUCGUGAGGGGUCUACGAAUAAACAAAGAAAAGCUUGCCCGGCCUACGUCAUAUCCGUUUUACGUUUUGGGUAAAUUAACUUAAAUUUAUUCAAAUUUCUGAAGCGUGCGUAAAUGUAAAUUUUCAUUUGGUGCUUAUUAAAAUGUUCCAUGGCGAUUAUUUGCUUCAAAGUCCUGUUGAAAAAAAGCGAUAUUAAUUUCUUGGACAGCAAGGAGAACAUACGUAAGGAGUUAGACAACUUUUCCUUCUCCAUUUCACCUACAAAUAGCAUUUGUAAAGCAUGUCUGGCAUUGGUAAACAAACGGUGAAACGGACAAUACGAUAAUGAACGUGCACGAAACAGCAUUAGAUGCCAUUGGUAUACCGCUUAAAGUAAAGCGAAAUGUUGUGAGGAAACUGGGAUUCGUGUCGACUUGUGAUAAAACGUUUAUGCUGGCUACAUUUAGUGUGAAAUUCGACUUCAGAAAUUGGAUGUCUUGACAAGCUUCAAGGCUUCAACAGCCUAACAGUUUGUACGAAUGACAAGAACUUUUUAGUCCGUUUGGACAUGUGUUUAAAUUUUAUUGCACAAAGUCCGCCAUGGAACAUUUUAAUAAGCGCCAAAUGAAAAUUUACAUUUAUGCACGCUUCAGAAAUUUGAAUAAAUUGAAGUUAAUUUACCCAAAAUGUAAAACGGAUAUGACGUAGGCCCGGCAAGCUUUUCUUCGUUUAUUCGUAGACCCCUCACGAAACGUGUUUCUGUUGGGGUCUACACCGUAGGCUAUAAUUAUGUUGAUCCCAGAGCUAACAGUGCCAUUGUGCUACCUCCUCCGCAGGCGCUAAGGGAGCAUUUCGGGCAGAUUCGGAAAAUGUGGGUUACAGGCGAGAGCGCCUGCCGAGUAAUGUUUGCAAGAUGGUGGAUGUUAUAAAUCGAAAUUUUCAUUCUGGGUGAUAUAGCCCAGGGUACUAAUUCUGAUCAGCUAUUUACACCCUUGAAAAUGAAAGAAAACAGAAUGAUUCAUCAAUGAGUUCAUCAAUGACCACAGGUGUGUGACUCAUUUAUCAAUGUUUCAUUACAUGGUGCGAUGGUGUACAGUGUCUACAGUGGUCAUAUCACAGUUAUCUCAAAAAUUUGGUGCAGUGGUAGAAUUUGACAAAUACUUGCCUAUUUUCUGUUAAUUAUCAAGGACCAAAAUUUUUCAAUAUGUUGAAUCCUGAUAUACGUAAUUCAUCAUCUAUUUUUAGUUUUCAAUCUAAGUUUAAGGUCGUUUCUUUUUUCUCGUUACAUAUAAUUUCAAUAUUUAGUAAUUUGGCUCAUUCCAUUCUUAUUCGAAUAUCUGUCUUUGCCCUAAGUAUCAUGCACAUGUGUUAUUUAAUCUAGCUGAAAUCAAUGAGCUAUCCCAAAAUACAAGCCUUAUGGUUUCUAUUUGGGCUUCCUCACCACAUUUAUUUUUGUAUAUAUAUAUGAUUUUUGGUAUUUGUAAUUUUUUUUUGUGGUAAAUCAAAUAAAAAUUAUUAUUAUAAUAGUAUAUUAAAUCGUUUAAUUCACUGUUUUUUCUGAGAACCAAACGUUGUUUUGUGCGAGAAAUCAUUGUUUGUUGAAAGAGUUUUUAAUGAAAAUGCAAUAUACAAUAAAACCUCGCAGCCUUCGUCUCGACUGAUAACACUUAGCUCAACCUUGAUAAUUCUGGAUAUCACAAAAACCUCAAACAAAAAACUUUUUAUUAUUCUUGUUAAAUAGUUUAUCUAUGUCUGCUUUGGUUUCAGAAAGAGACAAUUUUUGAAUUAGAAGAAAAGAUACGGGAAAAGAAAGAGAUAAUACAAGAACUGAGAGAAAACAGUAAUAUAAAUAUCGAGAGAAAAUAGAAGUGCGAGACAUGGUCCUGAUCAUCUGCUUAUUUUGAUUAUAGAAAAUGUUUUGAUGAUAUGCAUGCUGUAAUACAAUUAAAAUUCUGUGGUGUAGACAUUUCAAUGGAGUUUUAAUUGUAUAAAUACAUCUAGGCAACAAAUUAGACAGCUAUAAGACAAUAGCCUGCAUAGAACAAUAGCCUUUUGAUAGAAAUUAUAUGUAAACAACGUCGUUAUUCGGAUGAAUUUCAAAUGUUGAACGGAGUAAUUAAUAAAUAAUAUACAUUCAUGGUUAGUGAGUGCGUGCGAUUGUGAAGGUUGCUUUAACAAUAGAUACUAAAAGUCGUAUAUUAAACGAACCAAC
This is a messenger RNA of Paramuricea clavata, 2930 nucleotides long. The record is from the annotation of a GenBank genome assembly. NCBI's taxonomy places the organism in Eukaryota, Metazoa, Cnidaria, Anthozoa, Malacalcyonacea, Plexauridae.